AGUAAGACACCAGCACAAAAGCGAGACAUUCACUGUGACAUUCGUCGUGAUAUUCUGUGGCCGUUGCACGACAUGGCUUCCAGGAAAGUCAACAAGGCACUAGCCACGUCCAAGAUGAAACCUGUGAUUGCUCUUGCACCGCCCGGGGAGGACGACACCACAGUAACAUCUAUGUUGCUCCGGAUCCCCAAGAAGAGUCGACCGAAGCAAACCGACACUUCUCGUGCACGUCCCGCUGCAUGUCCGGAAUGUUCGGCAGUUCCUGUUGCGAGAGAACAAGCGGAAACUGUGCACCGCAUUUGCCAAGCCGUACGAAGCGUGUCGGACACUGCAAUUGCCUGUUCUUCCAGGGUGACACGAUAUUGUAGGACCUGCGGCUCUCCCGUAACAUACCCCGAUUCUUCACCGUUGAAGAUCCGUAAUAUCUACGACCGGUCGUUAAGACCAGGUCACGACCAUCCGUUCCAUGAGCUUUGCUCUCGUUGUGGAAGUCUUACUGUCUCCCCAAGUCAGCAGGAUCCUCCCCCUCUGCGCGCUAUGGACGAUUCGGCAAGCGACACGUUGUCUUGGAGUCUUAUGAAAAUACAAGACGGUAUCCAGAUGUUCACUAAUCUUGCUAGUGCAAUGUCCAAUAAGGAAAGCUGUGAAGCGAUGCAACUCCCCGGUAAUGUAGGUUGCCCGUUAUUGCACUCCAACUCAAGGAGAGUGUCGUCAGAAGAGAGUGAAGACGUUAUAUAUGUUGAAGCUCGCGAUCGAAGGAAAUCUGCUCGGAUGAUGAGAGCGGCCAGCAUCACAGACAUCAAGCACUCCGACGAGGCUCCAAUGACGUAUAUUGCAUCCUGCGUAACGCAGAGAAGCUCUUCAUCAAGGAAAGCAGCUGAAGGACCCGAGGAAUAUCUACCUGUUCAGUCUUACGCGUUACAGCGGCCUCGAGUUGAACGAAUCCGCGCCACCAGCGUGGCGACCGCAGAUUUGGACAAAAGUCCAUCGCAGUUGGCACACACGGCUCGUCUGGAGGCCUUCCAAGAAGUGAUUGGUCAGCCCUCACUACCUGCAACGGGGUCCAGUCGAAUGCACCCGCCAGGUUAUGAGAGGGAUUUCGUUCCGAAAGUAGUGGGAAGUCACGGCCCAGAAGUUUCCAAGAGUGACAGUGAGAUAACAGUGAACAUACGAAUUGUCUACAAAGGGUCGCAAGAAUCCCUUGCGUCAGCUGCGUCAUCAGUUCGGGCGCGUUCGACCGAUGAAGGAGCGAGCUCAAUCAAGGAACUUAAACCUUCCAUGCGACAUGAAGGGGUACUGGCUGAGCAAGCUGUUAAACUGCCAAGGCAUCGGGUUGAGCCAGAGGAACCGUGCGUUAAGAAGCCGUCAAGGAGGCGUGCAUCGGAAGAGAAAGGCAAAAAGGAAGUAUUGGAAGACGAGGAGAAGCUCUCCUCAGAGUUCAAACGGGAGACGAAAGAAGAAAAACAAAAAACGACUGGUGCUGAGCAUCCUGAAGGUGCCAAGCAGAAACCGGCAUCGAAGCGAAAGAUGUCAAAGGGGAAGCAUCGCACCGAGUUGUCAGAAGCUUCCACCAUUGAAGAAACCGAAACAUCGGGCGCGAUCAGGGGACGAAGGAAAGACUCCACGAAGGGCGAUGCCGUCAAAGCGUCGAAAUCAACCAGAGAUGUAAGCGAAGACGACCUUAAAGGCAAAGGAAAAGCCAGGCCUAGGCGCAAACGAAGGGCGUCGGUUUCCAGAAAGAGAAAGAGUGCUGGCGAGAGCAGCGCUAUGAGCACCCUCGAAUCAUUGACUACGGAAUCACAAUCUGCAAAAAUAUCUAAAGACAAAGACGUGUCAAAGGAGAAAGGAGAAAGUUCCGAACAGCAACCAACCAAAGGAGGCUCGAAGGAAAAACUUGGAAAGUCCAAGAAGAAAGGCCAAGAGAUAGACAAGACCGAAAAUCUGCCAUCUAAACCUACAGACGCAUCUGCAGAAAAAAAGUCAGACGAAUCAAAAGAGAAACCGAGGAAGUCCAGAAGGAAAAGUAAACAAACAGAACUGAUGUUGUCACAACCAGUAGAGUCGAAGCCACCGGAGAAAAAGGCAGAGGAAUCAUCAGAGAAGAAGGCUGACGAAACAAAGCUGAAAGAUAGCUCUUUGGCAAAACCUGUCGAAGGUACCCCUAAAGAACAGAAGACUCAAGAGACAGAUAAACCUCAUCCUCUCCGACGCCGAAGCGUGCAAAUCGACGUCGGUGCUGAUGAAUGUAUGACUUCAGCUAUGCAAACGGACAUCACCGUUGCUGGUCCUACGCUGCGCAGGGAAUCCAAAGGCUCAGUCGAUUCGACUUCGCCCAGAAGGAGGAGGAGGUCACUCGCACGAAUGAGACGGCGCUGUAAGUCCAUAUCAUCGGCCAGCGGGACCUCGUUGACCUCUUCAAAAUCAUCCGAAGACGUGUCUUCGAAGGAAUCUGUAUCGUCUGAAACACCGCAAAAGGAAGAAAAGAAAAAAACGCCAAAGAAAGAGGAUAGAAAGAAAGCAGUGCCUCCCUCAGAAGACAAAACAAACGGGAAGAGAAAAGGGAAGCCGUUAGCGGUUGUAGCCAAAGAGGAGAGACGAAGCCCGCGACCCGAGGUUUCACCACAGGCAAAACCCGUCAAGAGAGAUGUCAUGCAGCAUGGGAAGGGCAAGAUGGCGCAGAUGAUUCAAUCACCGCUAACGAAACCUGGACAGCCAAUUUCGCCGUGGACAAUGGUGCCCCCUAUGUGGGACGAAAAUGCACAACUGCUUGCUAACAAAAGUAUGAUGAUGGAGAAGAUUGGGCAAGCACAGCAGCAGAACAUGGCACUGUCUCAAUUUAAGCCUUUAGUACAGCCUGUUGCUCGUGAUUUUACCACGCCUGUUCCACAGCCUGUCUCACAACAGCUGCCGCAGCCUUGGCCUCAUCCAGGUACGCCAGCUUUGAAGAGCACAGCGUCAAAACGAACAGUUGACGUUUCGCUAAUAAUCGAGAAAGCAGUACCCUCUACCAAGCAUGCGAUCGAUACCAAAGCUAUCGAGCCUGACUCGCGGAACGAGGCUCCAGCUGCUCAGCCUGAUGUUCCCACUAAGGCGGCACAAGAUAACAUCAAGCUGCCUUCCAAGACCAUUGACUCCGAGACAGGCGUAACCAUUAAGAAGCCAGUGGCUGAACCAACCAGGGAAUAUCAAGUGCUUGACGCUUCUGUAGAAGGCGUGGAAGCAGAAAAACAGGGGCCUUUAAGACAAGCAACCCAGGCUUCUACGACGGAUCAGCCUAGAAGACAAGCAAUCCAGGCUUCUACGACGGACCAGCCUAGAAGACAAGCAAUCCAGGCUUCUACGACGGACCAGCCUAGAAGACAAUCAAUUCCAAAAGACACAGAAGCCGUCAAAGAUGGAAGACCGCAAAGCACAGCCGCCUCAAAACCUUUCGAUGCAACAUCAGCGACAGCGGGUCAUCCUUCCGAUACGCACGACAAGAAGUCCAUUGAGUCCAUAGUCAUAGAAGAAAUGGAGGUACUCACGGCAGAGCUGUCCCAUAAGUUACAGACACUCAAGCAUGAGAGGAAGAAGACAAAAGGGAAGAAACAAGUCAGUAAUAAUUCUCAGGCAAGAGCUAUUCCUGUAGGUGGCGUUUCCCUUGCCAAAGAGACAGCACCGUCUGGUGGUCCCGAAGACGAGUCACCUGACCAUUCGCCGCAGCGAAGCCAUUUGUCCGCCCUUCCUGGGCACGAUCGUCCAGAGACGGAGCAAAGUCAACCGGCCACUAACCGUAACGCGUCGAGGGGCCCCCGUAAAUAAUGUCUCGAUACAUGUACUUUCAGUUUAACGGACACCGCGGAGUUGCUGAAGGUACCCCUAUAUGAAGGUGGCUUAAUGAAGCUAUUUCACCGCUACCUUUUACACACAGAUUCUUCGCAGCCAUUGAAGAAACACUGCUCAAGAGGCCACCUUCGGAGCCUAUUACCAUGAAUGUUUAGCCAUCUGAAUAGCUUCAUUCCCGGCGCCUAUUAUUGUUAUUAUUUUUGGAACAAGUUUGGAACCCUAUAGCUAUGACAGGGCAUUAAAAUUGUGUAACGCA
Ornithodoros turicata is the source of this 4081-nucleotide messenger RNA. RefSeq names its product titin-like. Bases 73 to 3801 code for a protein of 1242 amino acids. The record is from RefSeq and is a predicted model, not a curated record. The transcript has a single exon. NCBI's taxonomy places the organism in Eukaryota, Metazoa, Arthropoda, Arachnida, Ixodida, Argasidae.